Molecule: messenger RNA, 771 nt
Organism: Uloborus diversus
Lineage: Eukaryota; Metazoa; Arthropoda; Arachnida; Araneae; Uloboridae
Exons: 1
Coding region: 1-771 (256 amino acids)
Biological process (GO): DNA integration
Molecular function (GO): nucleic acid binding
Source: RefSeq, a predicted model, not a curated record
AUGACUGAUCUUCCAGUUUCAAGAGUUACUGCAAGUAGAGCAUUUACUCGUGUAGGAAUAGAUUUCGCCGGACCAUUCAAUAUCAAAAAUCGAACUGACAAAGGAGUGAAAAUUACAAAGUGUUACGUGUGUCUAUUUGUUUGCUUCUCUACGAGAGCAGUAGAUUUAGAAAAAGUAGGAGACCUUACGACAAAAUCCUACAUAGCAACUUUGAAGAAGUUCAUAGCACGUCGAGGCAAGCCUGUAGAAAUCCACAGUGAUUGUGGCACAAAUUUUAAGGGUGCCAGUAAAGAGUUGAGAAAGGCGUUCGAUAUGUUACGAAAUGAUCAUCUUUAUGGCUAUCUGUCAUCUGAAAGCAUCAAAUGGAUCUUCGAACCUCCUGCUGCGCCUCACUUUGGAGGCAUGUGGGAAGCAGGAAUUAAAUCUGUCAAGUAUCUAAAGAGAUGCCUUGGAAACGUUGUACCAACGUUUGAAGAAUUCUUAACGCUUAUUACGCAAAUCGAGGCAUGUUUAAAUUCGCGUCCACUGACACCAGCUUCAUCUGAUCCAAAUGAGUUAGAAGCUCUGCCUUCCGGACACUUCUUGAUUGGAACAUCUAUGAGUGCCAUUCCAGAACCGGGCUUGACUGCAGAGAAAACAUUAACCGUUGGAGAAACAUGCAAAAGAUACUUCAACAAUUUUGGAGACGUUGGAGUAAUGAAUACUUGUGUAGAUUGCAACAGAGGCCAAAGUGGUGUAAAUUACAACGUGACUUUCAACCAGGUGACUUAG